Molecule: messenger RNA, 848 nt
Organism: Cyprinodon variegatus (sheepshead minnow)
Lineage: Eukaryota; Metazoa; Chordata; Actinopteri; Cyprinodontiformes; Cyprinodontidae
Exons: 3
Coding region: 1-609 (202 amino acids)
Molecular function (GO): nucleic acid binding
Source: RefSeq, a predicted model, not a curated record
AUGCUGAUUUACGGCCAGAGUCCAGUUUACUCCAUUGACAAGAUCCAGUCCCUUGAGGAAAAGACAGCAGUGAGUGUUGAAGGAACUGUGACCGAGAUUAUCCCAGUAAAAAAAGUAAAAGUGACGGGGAGACGGGCCAAAGUAAAGAUAACCAGGUUCCACCUCAAAGAUGAAACCGGUUCCAUCUGGAUCACGCUGUGGAGCAAAGAUUCUGAGCAGCUGAAAGGAAAGUCUGUUGGAGACUUUGUCAGGGUGAUCAAUACGAAGACACACCGGUACUAUGAGAUGGUUUCCCUGAACUCCACUGACUUCACCAGAAUCAUCACGAUCCAAGAAGCUGAUGUCCAGAAUGUCACCAUCCAGGUUGUAGGGAUCAUAGGAUGUAACCAGGAGGAGUCUGAGCUAGACGUGGAGAUCAAUGAACAGGUGCAGACCUGCACAGUGGCCUCUCCUCUCCUGGCUAAAGUUCUUGGUAUCAACCUGAAGGACGACUUUGAGGACAAACUCCUGGAGAAAACACCAAUUUCAGCCGAAGCAGAAAUCAAAGGAAACAAGAUCAUUCAACUUAAACUUAUUAAAGAAGAGGAGACCAAUUUGGAAUCUGAAUAACUGCUUUUUGCGUUAUAAACCUAAUCAGAGAGCAUUUUUUAAACUCGUGUAGUUUAAUUGAUUAUUAUCUUGUGUUGCCUCUUUCUUACUCAAAACAUUCAAAGGAGUUCAUUAUGUUAUAAUUCUGCCAUUUCAUUCUAUGAGCUUGAAAUUCUCAACAAUCUCAGCAGCUGAGAGGACAUUUUUGGUUAUUAUGAAAUCCAAUGUUCUGGAAUCAUCCUGUUGGAAUUAAAAUGCGU